AUGGUUAGCAACACUGCCAUUAUCAUCAUUGUGCUUGUCGCUUCACUCGGGUCCGUGUCACUGGCGGCUGCGUUUUUUGGCAGCAUAAUUGACAAUGAUUAUGUUGUUCGCAUGGAUCCAUCAAUGGAGCAGCGUCAAUACAUGCGAGACGCUCGACUGAGAAAUCUACUUCGACUGGAGGCGGAAUUCAAACCCAGACCGUGGAGACCAAAGUCAAACCUGGUGGAUAUUGAAAACGAAAACCAAUCCACAAUGAGCGAGGAUAUGGAGGAAUAA
Penicillium malachiteum is the source of this 276-nucleotide messenger RNA. RefSeq lists its product as uncharacterized. Lineage: Eukaryota; Fungi; Ascomycota; Eurotiomycetes; Eurotiales; Aspergillaceae. Bases 1 to 276 code for a protein of 91 amino acids. The transcript is spliced from 2 exons. The record is from RefSeq and is a predicted model, not a curated record.